AUGUCCAGAAAUAACGACCUUCCUCAAGUCAAUCCUCAACCGAACCCCAAAUCCCGGAAGUCUCAGCAAAAACUCGUCCGACAGCGACUUGCGGAGGCGGCGCUUGGAAGGACUAGUGAUGCGACGAUCUUCGCAGAAUGCGUAUGCGGAAGACAGUCAGCAACAGAAGGCGCAUAUACUGCUCAUAUCCAAAGAUGUGCAGAGUACAUCACCCUCAGCACCCAGGCGGUCGAAGAAAACCGGGGAAGACUGGCAGGUGCGGAUCCGGAAAAGCCGCUAGUAGAGGCCCACACCCAGCAGAUCAACAAGCGACCACGAUUAGAAGCGACACGUCCAGCGCCAAACUGGUUUGAUAGCAACAACCUGGAUGUGGACUACGGCUCUGAUGACCUUCAUCUUAUCGAGAAGGAUGAUUUGGAGGAGGGGAGUUCAACGUUUGACGAUUUGGCAGAAGAGGUAGUUGCCCAGGACACUCACGCCUCACCGCCUCGAGAACACAGUCGAGGGAAAAGAAAGCCAAAGCCCAUCUGGCUAAGUUCUCGCUACGCCGACUACCUCCCGUCGUCUACCGUUCCUUUUACGAUCGCCGGACCCGCCCAGAGCCACCCCGAGGUCACCUCGCAACCUCGCAACCCCGUCGAGGAACCCUCUUCUUCAUCCGCCCAACCUCUGCCCGAAUUACGUAUUCGUGAAACAGCUCCCAAUGUGUUUGGGCUGUACAAACGAUUCCAGACUAUGGAGGAUCAACCUCACGAUCCCGACCUAUUUGCCACUCCAUCCGACCUACACGACGACGAAUCGGCCCCGAUUCCUCCCCCUCCGGAGGAGCUGGGCAGCGACGCCAACCCGCUUCAUCCUUUCCCCAACCUGAGUUCUGACGACAAGGAGGAAUGGGUAGACGAUGAUGGCACCGCUUGGGUCACCGGCGAGGUCACUAUCGACGUUCCUUUGCGGUCGAAGCACACCAAACGCGGAAGCAUCCCUUACACCAUCAACGAUUUCACCUACCGUCCACUGAUGUCUGUCAUCAGGGACAAGCUAUCUGACGCAAAGCAUGGAGAACACUUCCACUAUGUCCCUUACGAACUCCGUUGGCAGCCAGGUGAAGGCAAGGAGAACGUCCAAGUGCACGGGGAGCUAUAUACAUCCGCGGCCUUUCUCGACGAGUACGGAAAACUUCUCAAGUCUCCAAAGGAACCCGGUUGCGACCUUCCUCGGUACAUCGUUGGGCUGAUGUUUGGCUCUGAUGCUACCAUGCUAGCCCAGUUUGGGAGCGCAAAAGCCUGGCCGGUGUACAUGUUCUUCGGGAACGACUCGAAGUACCGGAGAUGUAAACCGUCCACUAAGCUCGGGGAGCAUAUUGCUUUUUUGGAGAAGCUCCCCGAUGCCUUCAAAGACUUCUACCUCGAGGCGUCCGGAAAGGAUCGUAUUGACCCGGCCCUCCUUACCCACUGUGAACGGGAGCUGUUCCAUGCGCAAUGGCGCCUUCUCCUCGAUGACGAGUUCAUCGAGGCCUACCGGCACGGCAUUGUCGUAGACUGUCCCGAUGGUCGUAAGCGGCGUUUCUACCCCCGCAUUUUUACCUAUUCUGCAGAUUACCCGGAGAAAAUUGUGGUUGCCAGUAUCCGCAACCUUGGUAGAUGUCCUUGUCCCCGGUGUCUCAUACCCUUGGAUGAAGUGCACCUAAUGGGACAGGUUAAAGAUAUACAAAACCGAGACAAAAAGAAGCGCGUCGAUGACCAAAAGCGUCGCCGGUUGAUUGCAGACGCGCGAAACCGCAUCUACCUCGAUCGUGUUCCGGUCACUAGCGUCAAAGUUAAUCGUCUCCUUCAAAAUAUGUCUUUAGUGCCGACAAGGAACGCCUUCUCCGAACGACUGUCGCCCUUUGGUUUCGACUUUCAUCAAAUGGUGGUCGUCGACAUCCUCCACGAGGUCGAUGCGGGUGUUUGGAAGUAUAUAUUCGUACAGUUACUCCGCUUGCUGGAGGCUGUACAGAGUGGACAGGUUAAUGAGCUGGACAAACGUUAUCGUCUCAUUCCCACCUUUGGUGCGGAUACCAUCCGCCGUUUUCGCAACAAUAUAUCCGAAAUGAAGCAACUGGCCGCGCGAGAUUUCGAAGACAUGCUUCAGUGCGCUAUCCCUGUCUUUGAAGAGCUUAUGCCAUCACCUCAUAAUCGAAGAAUCAUGCGGAUGCUAUUUUCAUUGGCCCACUGGCAGGCCCUGGCAAAACUCCGGCUUCAUACUUCCCAUACGCUCGCGCUGCUUGAGAAGUGGACACGGAUUUUGGGCGACGAUGUUCGAGAGUUCGAGUCUAAGACCUGUAGGGAGAUCGCGACCACGGAGCUCGCUCGCGAGUUCCAGGCUAGGCAGCGUCGAGAACUGGCCAAAGCUCAAGAAAAGAGGAAAGGUGUUCCGACGAAAUCGACUUCUGCCACUUCUGGGCAGAAUGAGAUGCAUUCCCGGGCCACCGACGAGGGAGGAGCGGCACGGAAGGGAAAAGAGAAGGCUGCCAUGGUUGAUGUGCCCCCACCAACUCCGGGACCUUCACGUGUCCACCACACCGACGCAGGAGGCGCAUCGAUUGAAGAUCGGCGGCAAUCGGUCGUAGUACCAGACCCAUCCGAGUCUAUGGAAGUGAACGGCACUAGGCCGCCUUCGCCGACAGCGAAAGAAAUGCGUCGCUACAAGACGUUGAACCUGAAGACCUCGAAGUGGCAUUCAUUUGGUGAUGUCGUGAAGCAUAUCAAGCUUUUUGGAACAACGGACUCUUAUUCCACCCAGUUGCCCGAGCUAUACCACAAAUUCUCGAAACGUCGCUACAAGAGAACAAACAAGAAGCGUGUAGCCUUACAGCUCGCAAGAAUACACAUGCGGCAGAGCCGAAUCGCCCGAAUUCGUCGGCGACUAUUCCCAAAUCCCGGCGAAGAGGGAUUCCCAGAGGAAGAAUUGAAUGAAUCUCAUUUCAUUGGAAAGUCUCAGAACCGCCCAGUACCUCUCCGCUCGUUUGCUCGUGGAGAGGCCGAUGGAACCCAAGACCCUGCCUAUCGAAACUUCGUCUGGAAACUCCGCAAGCAUCUGUACCCGAGGGUCAUCCAUACCCUCCUUCAGGAAGCCACCACUGCGCACGCCAAUAGACCAACACCCAGUCUCGCCCAGAGCAUAGAAAAGCUUACCGCUUUGAAAGAAGACGCUGACAGUAACGGACCGUCUGUGGACAACAACGCAUGUCACGUACUUUUUCAGCCUGAACGCAUCUACGCCCACAGUCGAUUUGUCAAAAACUUCACUACCUACGAUUUACGACGAGGCCAGGACGUGAUUAACCCCAACAGCUCGAGACGAAACGUCAUGUGCAUCAGAGACCGCACCCGGACCGCCAUCUUCGAAAACGACGGCAGCGGUGCCUUCGACGCUGGUAGUCGCUUUCACUACGCACGCGUCCUCGGCGUGUAUCAUGCCAACAUCAUCUACAACGGCCCUGGGUCCCUGGACCUCAGGUCGCGUCGUUUCGAGUUUCUUUGGGUCCGUUGGUACGAGCAUUGUGGGAAGGGUAGCUGGGACUCCAAGCAGCUAGACCGCCUCAGGUUUACACCACUCACCGAGGCUGAAUUUGACCCCGACACAAUCGGAUUCCUGGCGCCGGAGUACGUUCUUCGCGGCUGUCAUAUCAUCCCGCGAUUUGCGAAGGGCAAGGUUUAUGGAAAAAAUUCUCGUGGUAGCCGCGGAGCGUCCAAGAGGGUCGGCGAUGACGAAGACUACCAAGAGUACUAUGUCAACAGGUUCGUAGAUCGAGACAUGGUUAUGCGGUUCCACUGGGGAUUGGGGGUAGGUCAUGUGUAUAGUCAUGACGACGCACCACCGGCCACAGAUGACAUGACUCCGCAGUCACUGGCAGUUCGAACUUCGACUCAAAAUCUGCCAGACGCGUCGACUUCGUACCAAACAGAUGAGACGACCGGCGAGAUCGACCGCGACAAAGACCUUCCACCGGUUCCAAUGACUCUUAACGACGGCUACGACCCCACACUCGAUGUUGACGACGCCGCGGCGGAGAGUACUGAUUCUGAGGUGGACCCGGAAUUCAAACUGGAAGAUAGGGAGGCGCUGGAAUGGGAGCUUGAAGGCAUGGAACCAGAGGAAGGGGCUCAGGAAGGACCGUUAUGUGACGAGGACUGGAUCGUGGACGAAAGCGAAGAAUCGAGCGAGGAGAGCGAUAAGGAGGGUAUUCUAGACUUGUCGGACCUCUAA
Coprinopsis cinerea okayama7#130 is the source of this 4248-nucleotide messenger RNA. RefSeq lists its product as hypothetical. The transcript is spliced from 13 exons. The record is from RefSeq and is a predicted model, not a curated record. Bases 1 to 4248 code for a protein of 1415 amino acids. NCBI's taxonomy places the organism in Eukaryota, Fungi, Basidiomycota, Agaricomycetes, Agaricales, Psathyrellaceae.